Phaethon lepturus (White-tailed tropicbird) is the source of this 1655-nucleotide messenger RNA. RefSeq names its product acyl-CoA oxidase 3, pristanoyl (gene ACOX3). Lineage: Eukaryota; Metazoa; Chordata; Aves; Phaethontiformes; Phaethontidae. Gene Ontology annotation, biological process: lipid homeostasis; fatty acid beta-oxidation using acyl-CoA oxidase. Gene Ontology annotation, molecular function: pristanoyl-CoA oxidase activity; fatty acid binding; FAD binding. Gene Ontology annotation, cellular component: peroxisome. The annotation marks the transcript as partial. The record is from RefSeq and is a predicted model, not a curated record. The transcript is spliced from 13 exons.
UAACAAUGGCAUCCCCACUGAAUCUGAAAGAAGCCGCUGACAACCAAAGUUCGUGGGAUGCUUUGCUACCAGAUUUCCCUAAAGGACCGCUUUGCAAAUAUCGUAAGAAAGCUUCCUUUAACUGGAAGGAAAUGGCCAUGUUACUAGAUGGUGAAGAUAUCAUCCAGCUAAAGAACAGAAUCUUCUCUGCUCUGGAAAGUGAUCCUGUCUUUGCACAUCAUCCUGGGGAAGAUUUGUGCCAUGAGAAAUAUCAGGAGCUGACAUUCCUACGCUGUAGAAGGCUCUUUGAGUAUGAUUUUCUUACUCAGCAAGAGAUCAUAGAGAACCCAUUAAAGAUAUUUAAUAUGGUGAUCUGUAUAGGAAUGUACGACUGGUCUCCAUGUCUCCAGUAUUUCUUACAUUGCGGUGUAUUUGCAGGUACAAUUUUGAGUGCUUCUAAGAGGUUUGCAGACUUCGUGAAACAAGUUUAUAGCAUGGAGAUUUUUGGAUGUUUUGCUCUGACUGAACUCAGCCAUGGAACUAAUAUCAAAGGCAUACGGACUACUGCCACAUUUGAUCGUAGCACUCAGGAAUUUAUUAUCAAUACUCCUGACUUUGAAGCUGCAAAGUUCUGUGUUGGUAAUAUGGGGAAACAUGCCACUCAUGCAGUUGUGUACGCCCAGCUCUAUACUCCGGAUGGACAGUGCCAAGGAUUACAUUCCUUUAUUGUACAGAUUCGAGAUACAAAAACUCUCCUACCAAUGCCAGGUGUCAUGGUAGGUGACAUAGGAAAGAAACUUGGGCAGAAUGGAUUGGAUCAUGGAUUUGCCAUGUUCCACAACGUCAGAAUACCUAAAGAAAACAUACUGAAUACAGCUGGAGAUGUCACAGCUGAGGGGAAGUGCUCAAGUUCAACCAAGGAUGUUAAAGAGCGUCUGGGAUCCUUGUCCACUGGCAGAAUUUUGAUCACGGCAGUUUCCACGACCAAUUUAAAACUUGCCUUAUCAAUAGCCAUUCGCUUCUCAGCGGCUCGUUGUCAGUUUGGACCAACUGAUGAAGAAGAAAUACCUGUUCUUGAAUACCAAACACAGCAAUGGCGUCUUCUUCCUUAUCUGGCUGCCACAUAUGCCUUAGAUUAUUUCUCCAAAUCCCUGUUUGAGAACUUUGUUGAAUUUUAUGCAGGCCUAUUGACAAAGCAAAGGAGUCAGAGACAGGCUGAUUUGGGACGUGAGAUUCAUGCCUUAUCUGCUGCCAGCAAACCACUGUCUUCUUGGACUGCUCAGCAGGCAGCUCAGGAGUGCCGAGAAGCUUGUGGAGGACAUGGUUACCUUGCCAUGAAUCGUCUGGGUGAAAUCCGAAAUGACAAUGAUCCAAACUGCACAUAUGAGGGAGAUAACAAUGUCCUGCUUCAGCAAACCAGCAACUACUUAAUGAGCUGGAUGAAUUAUAAAGCUCCUUUUGAAUCUCCUUUUGGAACAAUAAACUUUUUGCAAGACUACCAUCAUAUCCUUGGCUGGAAAUUCACAGCCAUUAGUGUUGACGAUUGCAUGGACUCCUCAGUUCCUUUAGCAGCAUAUAAAUGGCUGGUUUGCUACCUGCUCCGAGAAAGUGACCUAAAGCUGAGUAAGGAGAAGCAGUCUGGGCGGAGUGAUUUUGAGGCAAAAAAGAACUGUCAG